UGCGUAUGUUUUGACAUCGCCGAGUUCACGUGGUUUUGUUUUGGGUCGAUGUUCAGAAGAGUAGCUUUGUUACAGGCCAUUCGACUCUGAGGAGGACUGGUUCAGCGCGGAGCUUCUGUGGAGCGAUGAGUACUGAUGAUGACGGCUACCUCGAGCCAGCGGAGAAACCCCUCGACCAAGCACAACUGGUAGCUAUGAUCGAGCUGCAGCUGUCAGAGGUAGACAUGCUUCAGGUACGAUAGGCUAUUAGGGUCCGUGUCUCUCGUCAGUCGAUGUUCCCUGGCCCACGGGAAUUUGUCUUGCACGAUCCCUCCGUCUUGGUGGACCUGCGGGACUUUGCCGAGGGCCGCACGUUACUCCUGCCUCCUCGCAUAGAUCUGGUCAUCAACUUAGACGUCGGAAAGGGUCAGUUAAAUGUAAGCAUCACCUUGCCACACGAAUACCCUGCAGUCUUGCCAGAGAUUUUUGUGCGGUCGCAAACCCUCAAUAGAGAGGCUCAGCACCGUCUAAAUCAAGAACUUUUGGGGUAUAUUAAAUCUCUAGAAAAAUGUGAUUUAGCAAUUGGUCCAGCUGUAACUUGGCUGCAGGAGAAAGGGGAAACCUUCUUCUCUGACAACAUUGAAGAAGAGGUACCACUGAACACAGAGACAGAGUCCGAGGGAAAGGACACCAAAUUUGCAAGAUUAUGGAUAUAUUCUCAUCAUAUAUAUAGCAAGGUAAAACGCAAGGAUAUUUUGGAUUUAUCAAGAGAGUUUGACUUGACAGGUUUCUGCUUACCUGGGAAACCUGGUAUCAUAUGUGUAGAAGGAAUGUCACGCAAUACAGAUGAUUGGUGGCAGAAGGUAAGGUCAUGGAACUGGCAGAAAAUUCUUGUCAAGAGCCGAGAAAUCGUCGAUGUCACUAAAGGUCAAGACAUUGAUAAAUUGCGAAGAUUUCCAACAUUUGAAGAACUUGGCUCCGAGAAUAACAUCCGGGUCAAGAAUGGAGGGUUUCAUGUUGACAUGGGAGAUGUUUUUAGGUACUUAGAAAACCAUGAAUCAGGAUAUGUUUUCAAAGAAUAUUUUGGUGUCAGUGGGAGGCCAACUUGACGCACUUUGAAUGAAGAUAGUAAUAUUAGGUCCUGCCAUACUUAUAUAAAAAGUUGGGAGCAUUAAGUAAAUUUCUGUUUGGAUUAAAUGAUCGUUAUGUAGAUAAAUAAUUUGAAUGUUUAUGAAUUAGUAAUGGGAAGACUAUAUUUUAUAUGUUAUUUAUAAAUCUAUUACCAAUUUGAAAUUAUUUUUGGUAUUGAAAUUAUCUUUCACAUAAUAGAAAUCUAUAUAAAUUCUGUAUUGUAUCCCUUUGCAGUGUUAAUGGGAAUGUGAGAAAAAGUAAUUUCAUCCCUGAUAAUCAGAAAACCAAAAAAUAAAUAAAUAAAUAAAUGAGAACGAUCAUAGAAAAGUAUUAGCUUACAAUUGGCUGUACCAGGUAGACUAAGAGUGAUUUUAAUAUCAUUUUUAUGCAACAUCUCUGAAGUGUCUGUAGUGAUGCAAUUGUCAGUCCAGCCUUUAUAAAAUGAGAAGGGUGAUACCAUGACUGUAGAGUGUUGAGUGUUUUUGUCAUCAUGUGUUAUGAGGUUGGGGUGUUUGAGCAAAAUGGAAUAAAAGACAGUACUUGAAUUCAGAUUUAAGAUACAUUAAAUGUUAAGUCUACAUUGAACUGCGUUAUUAUACAUUUUUGAUUGCAGCUGAAAUAAUUUUACAGAGUUCCUUUCAAAGAUACAAUCUGUACUGAAUUGUUAAAAUAUUUUAAAUCCAAAAAUUGCUUUGUAAGUAACAUUCUCCUAAUUGGUAUAUUCAUUAAAGAGAAUCCAUUUUGUUUACUUGGUAUUAUGGUUCUUUUGAAGUUGAGAGGACAAACCAUUUAUAAUUCAUUUAAGAUUUAUGUUUAUCCAUGGAGAAAUGUAAAGGUUACGGGACAGAUUUCGGGUCUUCUUCCAGUCUUUUUCUAGAUCCAUAUUUUUAUAUCUAGCUUAUUGCUGGUGUGAAUUUCACUAGAUAUGCUUUAAUUUAAAUAAGUAUGUGUUGUAAGACUUUUUGCACAAUAAAGUCUAAAGAUCAAGAAAA
Penaeus monodon (black tiger shrimp) is the source of this 2102-nucleotide messenger RNA. Its product is annotated as RWD domain-containing protein 2A-like. The record is from RefSeq and is a predicted model, not a curated record. NCBI's taxonomy places the organism in Eukaryota, Metazoa, Arthropoda, Malacostraca, Decapoda, Penaeidae. Gene Ontology annotation, molecular function: protein binding. Bases 273 to 1088 code for a protein of 271 amino acids. The transcript is spliced from 7 exons.